AUGGCUACUAGCGAACAUCUGGCAGCAGUCCUCACCGAAAAAGGCGGCCCCUUCGUGGUUCAGCCCCGUCCGACACUCGAGCCCGGCCCUGGGGAACUCCUCAUCGAAGCCAAAGCGAUUGCCGCGAACCCAGUCGACUACUCCCAGCGUGAUAGGGGAUUCCCUCCCAUUCCCAGCUACCCAACCGUCAUCGGUUCAGACGUCGCCGGGGUUGUUGUCAAGACUGGACCCGAUGUACCGGACAGUGCUCCCAAGCCAGGUACCCGCGUCACGGCAUUCGCCAGCUCGUUCUUUAAGGAUGGUCUCGCGCAAUACGGCGGCUUUCAAAAGCUAGUCCUCGCUAGCCAUGAGGGUGUCGUGCCGCUACCUGAGAACAUCUCCUUCGAAGAGGGCGCUGUCUUUCCUCUGGCUGUUCUGGCUGCGCUCUCUGGGUUUACUACGAUCGAUAUCUCACUUGACACCAGGUAUACGCCGGAGGACAAGAAGGGAAUCCUGGUCUGGGGCGGUGCUAGCAGUGUCGGAACCAUCGCAGUUCAAUUCGCCAGGCAGCUUGGCUUUACCGUCUAUGCUACCGCUAGCGAGAGGAAUAUGGGAUAUCUGGAGUCCCUGGGUGCUCAUCGAGUCUUCGACUACAGGGCCGGGGACGUUGUACGGCAGAUUGUGGCUGCGGUUAAACAGGACGGUGUCACCUUGACUGAGGCACAGUGUGCUGCUGGGGAGGACUCACUGCUGUCGAUCUUGGAUGUCGUGAAAGAGACAAAGGGAGACGGCCAGGGAAUGGUUGGACACGCGCCUCCAUUGCUGCCUGGUGCUCCCUCGUUGGAGGGCGUCGAGGUCAGGUUCUCUAUGCCGCCCAUGGAUCCCGAUGCUAGAGCACAGCAUAUUAGCCAGGCGUUCCAAGGCUGGCUUGCACCGGGCCUUGUAGCAGGCACUGUGGUUCCAAGUCCGCGUGUAGAGAUUGUGGAUGGCGGAUUGGAGGGACUGAACUCUGCGCUGGAUACUUUGAAGCAGGGGGUCAGCGCAACCAAACUUGUUGUCCGAGUUUGA
This is a messenger RNA of Aspergillus versicolor CBS 583.65, 1047 nucleotides long. Its product is annotated as zinc-binding alcohol dehydrogenase family protein. The record is from RefSeq and is a predicted model, not a curated record. Gene Ontology annotation, molecular function: oxidoreductase activity, acting on NAD(P)H. The transcript has a single exon. Lineage: Eukaryota; Fungi; Ascomycota; Eurotiomycetes; Eurotiales; Aspergillaceae. The coding region runs from base 1 to 1047 and encodes 348 amino acids.